AUGGCGACCACAUCCUUCCCCCCUCCUCCACCCAUCCCCAAUCGGCCGUCGAGCAUGAGCACGACAACCUCCGCCUCGGCCGCUAAGCCCACUAUGUGGGAGCGGACAAAGGGUGCCUCUAACACCGCAUACGAAAAGGGCCUCAAGCCUGGCUUCAAUAAGGUAUACAACGUUGUUGACAAGCUUGGCAAGCCUGUCAAUCGCCUGUCCAACAAAGUCGGGGCCGAGGCUUUCUGGCCUACCACAAUGGAUAAGGAGUCAGAGAAGGCGGCCAGAAUAUUACGAGGCUUUGUGAAGGACGGUUUCUACGAACAGGUUGACUCAAACCAGGCCAAGCGACUAGAAACAAGAGAGUCGCAGCUAGGCGUGCCCCAAGAAGGCGUACCUCAAGGCAAGCAGCGUGUGGUGGUCAAGAUUCCUUCAACCAUUAUCAAGAAUGCGGUGGCACUGGUCAUAUUUACCACCAUGCGUACCGGUUGGGUGCUGGGUGGAUCGGGAGGUUCUGGUGUGCUCGUUGCUAAACACCCCGAAACGGGCGAAUGGAGCCCUCCAAGCGGCGUGCAAAUCCAGAAUUUGUCCGUGGGGUUCCUCAUAGGCGUCGACAUAUACGACACUGUACUUGUUGUCAACACUUACAAAGCGCUCGAGGCAUUCACCAAGGUACGAUGUACCCUCGGCACGGAAGUUGGCGUGGCCGCCGGCCCUGUGGGUAUUGGGGGGGCUCUCGACACUGAGGUUCACAAGAGACAGUCGCCUAUCUUUUCAUACGUGAAAAGCCGAGGGUUCUACGCCGGCAUUGCACUCGAGGGCAACCUGGUCAUCGAACGCACAGAUGAGAAUGCCAAGUUCUACGGCUAUGAAAUCACCGCCCAGGAUAUCCUUUUGGGCAAAGUCCGAGGUCCGCCUGUCGAGCAGUACCAGGUGCUCCUAGACACACUAAGGGCGGCUCAAGGUGAUGACGUUGAUGAGAGCCUUCUGCCGAGCAGUGGCAUGGCGCCCAGCGACUUUGAAGUGGACGAACAAGGUGGUCCAACCUUCGGCAUCCCAGCCGAAAGUGACGAUGAUCCAUAUGGGGUGAAGGCGCUCGAAGCAGAGGGCUUAGUCAUAAGAGAAGCUGGUACUCAUCAGCGACCCUCGGCCGAGGCAUUCGAAUUCAAACCCUCCCCAUCCUCUCCCAUCUAUGGCCAUUUCUCCCGCAAGAGCACCGAUGCCGGUUCGAUACGCAGCAAGGCCUGGCGCUCGAGCACGCAAAGUCUCACCAUGUCUGAUCGAGGCACUCAGACAGACGAAGGCGAAAUUAACUCCCCACGUAGAAGCAGCCGGCAAGUCAGUCCACCCCGGAAAGAAAGCCAGGAUGUGCUUGGCACCGACCGGCAAGAGUCACCAGAAGGUGAGAGACGAGACUCGUUCUCAGACAUUGACUCGGACGUGGAGAUUCACGAAGUUACCCCUGUUGCAAUGAAAGCACGGACGGUAAACGUGCCCAAGCGGAUACCUCCUGCACUCCCGCCACGGAAUCCGGGGCGUGUCAGCUCGCCCUCUCCACUGCACACAGAGCAGCCAGUCGUCCCGCCAGCUGAUGGUUUCGAUCAGAUCGAUCUGAAUGGUACCACAGAAGAGAAGAAGCCUACAGGUGGAAGCGAAGACAAUGAUCGUCCGGAGCUCGCCAGAAGACACAGCACGGCGGAAGAGGAUAAAUUUGAGAGCAUGCCAACAACGCCCAUCGCAGAGAAAGACCAAGAUACCACACUGAAGCAUGAUACAGACAAGCCGAAGGACCAGGAGAAGGACGGUUGGGGUUCGGUCUAA
This is a messenger RNA of Cyphellophora europaea CBS 101466, 1809 nucleotides long. RefSeq lists its product as uncharacterized. The record is from RefSeq and is a predicted model, not a curated record. NCBI's taxonomy places the organism in Eukaryota, Fungi, Ascomycota, Eurotiomycetes, Chaetothyriales, Cyphellophoraceae. The transcript has 2 exons. Bases 1 to 1809 code for a protein of 602 amino acids. Gene Ontology annotation, molecular function: phosphatidylinositol binding.